Messenger RNA from Sphaerodactylus townsendi, 3485 nucleotides. RefSeq names its product 1-phosphatidylinositol 4,5-bisphosphate phosphodiesterase beta-4-like. NCBI's taxonomy places the organism in Eukaryota, Metazoa, Chordata, Lepidosauria, Squamata, Sphaerodactylidae. The record is from RefSeq and is a predicted model, not a curated record. Gene Ontology annotation, molecular function: calcium ion binding; phosphatidylinositol-4,5-bisphosphate phospholipase C activity. Gene Ontology annotation, biological process: phosphatidylinositol-mediated signaling; lipid metabolic process.
CGGCGCCGGCCCCGGGGGGCUCCUGUGGGCGGCGAGCCGGGCGGCUGCCAAUCGGCGCGGCCGGCCGGCGGAGGGGCGGAGGCAGCGCCAACCAGGCAACCCUCCUUCCCCGCCCGCCUGCCUGCCUGGGCCGGCCGGAGCGUCUGGGGCGAGCCGGAGGGCUGCGGGGCGGCCGCGUCUCCAGGAGGGCCGGCGCAGAAAAGAGUGCCGUUCUUCGCAGUGCGAAUUUCUAGGAUGUAAUCUGGAUUUCAAAGAAAGAGACGUUUGCCUCGACCCCCGAAAAGAACUCCGUCUGUCUACCCUACGUCUAAGUGCUGCUUGGGUUUUUAAAAAAGAAUGGCGAAACCAUAUGAAUUCAACUGGCAGAAGCCGGUUCCAUCCUUUCUUCAAGAGGGUGCUAUGUUCGACAGAUAUGAGGAGGAAUCUUCUGUGUUUGAACCCAACUGUCUUUUUAAAGUGGAUGAAUUUGGUUUUUUUCUAACAUGGAAAAGUGAAGGAAAGGAAGGGCAAGUCUUGGAAUGUUCCCUUAUCAAUAGUAUUCGCUUUGGAGCAGUACCAAAGGACUCCAAAAUAUUAGCCGUUCUAGAAGCUGUUGGCAAAACAGAAAAUGAACUGGAAGGGCGCAUCGUGUGUGUCUGUAGUGGCACUGACCUGGUGAACAUCAGCUUCACAUAUAUGGUGGCAGAAAGCACGGAAGACGCUAAGCAAUGGGUGGAUGGACUCAGAUCAGUCAUCCAUAACUUUAGAGCUAACAACGUCUGUCCCAUGACAUGUCUCAAGAAACACUGGAUGAAGCUGGCAUUUCUGACAAACACCAACGGCAAGAUUCCAGUUAGGAGCAUUACCCGAACUUUUGCAUCAGGUAAAACCGAAAAGGUGAUCUUUCAGGCACUCAAGGAAUUGGGUCUUCCCAGUGGCAAGAACGAUGAAAUAGAGCCUCCAGCGUUUACUUACGAAAAAUUUUAUGAACUGACGCAGAAGAUAUGUCCUCGCACCGACAUCGAAGACCUCUUUAGGAAGAUCAAUGGCGACAAAACUGAUUAUUUAACGGUAGACCAAUUAGUGAGCUUUCUAAAUGAACACCAGCGGGAUCCUCGCCUGAACGAAAUUUUAUUUCCCUUCUACGAUAAUAAAAGAGCUUUGCAAAUAGUUGAAAUGUACGAGCCAGAUGAAGAUUUAAAAAACAAAGGUCUCAUGUCGAGUGAUGGGUUUUGCCGGUACUUGAUGUCAGAUGAGAAUGCGCCCGUCUUCCUUGACCGUUUAGAAUCGUACCAGGAGAUGGAACAGCCUCUGGCUCACUACUUCAUCAGCUCUUCCCACAAUACCUAUCUGACAGGAAGGCAGUUUGGCGGGAGGUCCUCUGUGGAGAUGUAUAGACAAGUCCUCUUAUCUGGAUGCAGAUGCGUUGAACUGGAUUGCUGGGAUGGAAAGGGUGAAGACCAAGAACCAAUCAUCACACAUGGGAAGGCGAUGUGUACAGACAUUCUUUUCAAGGAUGUGAUUCAAGCCAUCAAGGAAACAGCUUUUGUGACGUCCGAGUAUCCCGUCAUCUUGUCAUUUGAAAAUCACUGCAGCAAAUACCAGCAGUACAAAAUGUCAAAAUACUGUGAAGAUAUUUUUGGAGACCUUCUAUUAAAGCAACCACUAGAGACUCAUCCACUGGAAGCCGGGAGAUCCUUGCCGUCCCCAAAUGACCUGAAGAGGAAGAUACUUAUUAAAAACAAAAGGCUGAAACCUGAAGUAGAAAGAAAACAGCUCGAAGCUUUGAAAAGUAUGAUGGAAGCUGGCGAAACGGCUGCUCCGGUCAGCAUCUUGGAAGAUGACACUGAAGAAGAGAUCGAAAGUGCUGACCAAGAAGAAGAAGCCCACCCUGAAUAUAAAUUUGGGAGCGAGCUAUCUGCAGAUGACUUGAGCCAAAAAGAAUCUGUGGCCAACAACAUGAAGAAGGCUGUGGAUGACUCUGAGCAAGAAAACAAAAAGAGAGAAGCACAUCUGACCUGUGACAUAUUUUUGAAGAUGCCCGCCAUGGAUGCAGAUGAAACAGAAAUCCGCAGGUGUUUUUCAGGCCGUGCUGACAACUCACUGUGCUGCCAUGAAAAUGCAAAUAGCUGCUUCUACAGUCGUGUAUUUUUCCCCCCCUUAGGGAUUGACCUCAUUCCUCAAGUAAGAUUAGAAGACCUAAAGCAGACAAAGGCUUAUAUAAAGCACAUGAAAAAGCAACAGAAAGAAUUGAAUGCUUUAAAGAAGAGGCACGGAAAGGAGCACAGUGUUAUGCAGAAGUUGCACUGCACACAGGUUGACAAAAUAGUAGCGCAGUACAACAAAGAGAAGUUAGCUGGUGAGAAGAUCCUUGAAAAGGCCAUCAAGAAGAAGGGAGGAAAUAACUGCCUUGAGUUGAAGAAAGAAUUUGAAAACAAAAUGCAAACAUUAACCUCCGAUCACACAUCGAAGGUCAAAGAAAUUGUAGCGCAGCACACCAAAGAGUGGUCCGAAAUGAUCAACACACACAGUGCAGAAGAGCAAGGGAUGCGCGACCUGCACCUGAGCCAGCAGUGCGAAUUGCUGAAAAAGCUGCUGAUCAGCGCUCACGAGCAGCAGACCCAGCAGCUGAAGCUGUCUCAUGACAGGGAAAGCAAAGAGAUGCGUGCCAACCAAGCAAAAAUUUCCAUGGAAAACGGCAAAGCCAUAAGCCAAGAUAAAUCCAUUAAAAAUAAAGCAGAAAGAGAGAGGCGUGUCAGGGAGCUGAACAGCAGCAACACAAAGAAAUUUCUAGAAGAAAGGAAGCGGCUGGCCAUGAAGCAAACCAAGGAGAUGGACCAACUGAAGAAAGUGCAGCUUGAGCAUCUCGAAAUUCUGGAGAAACAAAACGAACAGGCGAAGGAGAUGCAGGAGAUGGUGAAGCUAGAAGCAGACAUGGACCGUAGGCCAGCCACGGUGGUGUAAAGCUCCAACAUGCAACCUGAAGUCUGGGAGUCCAACCAUUCUGUAUUUCCAAAGCAAACUCACUGAGGAUUGGAAGGUGGUCGGCCUCCCACUCCCUCCCUCUUCCCCUCUCUCUCUCUCUCUCUCUCUCUCUCUCUCUCUCUCUCUCUCUCUCUGUGACCAUAGUGUCAAGUGCAGCAAACAGUCACAGAGCUCCGGGGUUCGUUGCAACAUAUGGACUUUCACACUAUUUUUUUGCCACAGUCAACCAUGCUUCUUCUGAAAAGAGCAUGACUUUAAAAUCCUGUCCAGCUUCCCUUUCUGUGAGAGGGUGGUGCGUCCUGGGAUCAUCGGCACAAAAUGGGUGAAUCGAGUCACACGUUCUUUCUGUUGUGAAAACAUUUGCACUUGUAUGUUCUUAACUUGCGUUGGGAUUCAUUUUUUUAUCAUGCUUCGUCUGGGCUUCCUUGUCUUCUGAGAGCCAAGUCCGUGUCUUGUCACUUCCCAGAACCACUCAGUCCAGGGUCGCAAGAGCCCUUCCGAAAAAGCACCGCCGUUGUUUU